This is a messenger RNA of Neoarius graeffei (lesser salmon catfish), 2487 nucleotides long. It is a transcript of the gene mbtps2, whose product is annotated as membrane-bound transcription factor peptidase, site 2. Gene Ontology annotation, molecular function: metalloendopeptidase activity; protein binding. The transcript has 11 exons. The record is from RefSeq and is a predicted model, not a curated record. Gene Ontology annotation, biological process: membrane protein intracellular domain proteolysis; regulation of response to endoplasmic reticulum stress. NCBI's taxonomy places the organism in Eukaryota, Metazoa, Chordata, Actinopteri, Siluriformes, Ariidae. The coding region runs from base 149 to 1639 and encodes 496 amino acids. Gene Ontology annotation, cellular component: cytoplasm; membrane.
AGCGGUGCCUUGCAACCAGUCGGUCAGCCGUGUUUGUGGUUUUGUGAGCGUGCUUGGAUAUACGAAUGUGUGUUUCCGGGCACCGCGUGCCCUUAACUCUGUGUGUACGGUGUUCAGUGAAGCGCACGCGCCUGCGGCGGUGGUGGAGAUGAUCCCGGUGUCGGUGGUGGUGUGUGUGAUGGGAGGAUGGUGCUCGGUUUAUCUCAUGGACACUCUGCUCAGGUCAUCCAGCUCGCUGAAGGUCCGUUAUGAAUCGUGGCUUUCGUCCAGUGGCGUGUCCCUGUCUCCCUUCCACGUCCGCUGGCACACCAGCCUCUUCAACUCGCUGUUUGCCAGAUGUGCACGACUCAACCCCCACUUCCUUUAUAUAUGGUUCAGUGCAGGGAUGGUGUUUGGCGUCGUGGCCAUGUUCGGCUCAGUACUGUUGCUCGGUCGCACGCUGCUGCAGACUCUGGCUCAGAUGAUGGCUGAGACGCCGGAUGGUUCUCACGAGCAGGUUCUACAGGUGGUGGUUCCGGGUGUAAAUUUGCCCGUCAGCCAGUUGGCCUACUUCUUCAUUGCCAUUCUGGUCAGUGGUGUUAUACACGAGUUUGGCCACGGGGUGGCAGCACUGAGGGAGCAGGUGAGGCUGAAUGGCUUCGGCAUGUUCCUGUUCGUGAUUUACCCCGGCGCGUUCGUGGAUCUCUUCACCACUCACCUGAACCUCAUCUCACCUGUUCAGCAGCUGCGUAUAUUCUGCGCAGGCGUGUGGCACAACUUCAUACUGUGUGUGGCAGUGGUGUGUUUCCUCUUCCUGCUGCCGCUCCUCCUCUUCCCAUUCUACUACACCGGAGCAGGAGCGCUCGUCACCGAGGUGGUGGAGGGUUCUCCGGCGAGCGGCCCGCGUGGCCUGUUUGUGGGGGAUCUGCUCACUCGGCUGGAGGACUGUGAGGUCAGCGGGGUGGACGAGUGGCACGCCUGCAUCCAGCAGCUCUCACUCCGCCCUCAGAGAGGAUACUGCGUCCCCCACAACACCCUGCAGCUGAACCGUGCCACCGGCAGAGAGUUCAGACGUCUGGACGGAACGGUGGAGUGCUGCAGCAACAACAGCCUGACAGACCUCUGCUUCUACUACACCACUGACAGGAAGAACAAACUAACACAGUUUGCAUGUUUACCUGCUCGGAAGACGAUCCAAAUGAGUCAGACAUGUCGCAGUAACUCAGACUGUGAGACAGACGUGACCCCCAGCGUGUGUGUGAUCCCCUCACUGGAGAACCAGACUCGGCUGAUCCGGGUGAAACACCCCCCGCAGCCCGACAUGCUAUUUGUGGGCUACGUGUCACACCUUCAGUACUCUGUGAGUCUCACUAACUUUGUUCCUCGACUUGGUUUCCUUCACCUCGACCUGCCGGUGAUGCUAGAGACACUGUGCAAGUACCUGGUGUCGUUAUCUGGCGCUCUGGCUGUGGUGAACGCCGUGCCGUGCUUCGCUCUGGACGGUCAGUGGAUGCUGAACUCCUUCCUGGAGGCCACGCUGAGCUCCCGCCUCCCGGAGAAGAGCAGCCGUGAGCUGCUGGGGUUCUUCAUCCUGCUGGGAGGCAGUGCUCUGCUCGCUGCUAAUGUCACUCUUGGAUUAUGGAUGGUCACGGCUCGAUAACAAACAGCUGCCUCCUCCAGUCGGUGAUUGGGGGAGGGAUGGUAUUUUGUGGUGGUGGUUUUUAUAUAUAAUAUAUUUCAUUCAAUACAAACUUCCACGUACCACCUGUGAAGAGUCCCAUCAUGGUUCUCUAAAGGUCCUUUAAAGGUUCACAUUUUGAAUCUCUUACAUUUCACCUUAAAUCGAUGUCUAAACCGCCGCCCUGCUCACAGCACACAUCAAUCUUCUCAGCUUCUUGAAGGUUUGUGUAGGGAACAGGGCAUGGAUUCGAACAUGCAAACUACUCCAGUGUUUUAACAGGAACCUCUCAACCCUGAAGAAGAAUGUAAACUUCUCUACAUCUAAUGUUUGCAUCUUAACUAAACUAUAAGAGCAGCAGCUUUUUCCCCCAGGAGCACGGUGCAUUAAUGACUAUUAAAAUAAUCUUGGUUGCUCUUUUAACAUAUUUUUGAGUGGACGCCAUACUCUGACACAGUUAAAAUAUGGAACUCCAAACACAAACUUCAUCAAGGUUGGCACAUCUGGAUUAUAUUUUUAUGGAUUAUCAUAAAAUAUGCUUUUGAUGAUGGUGAUUUGUUUUCUUAGUGUGAGCCAUUUCCUUUGAUAGCAAGGGAAUAAAGAGGGCCAAUACUUUGUACAAAACAACACACAGGCUACUGUUGGAAAUUGUGCACCAGUAUUUUAAUUAAUUGUCCUAUAAAUGUGUAUAUACAAGGUGGGUGGAUAAUAUUUUGUGUAAAUGUCACUUUUUUUUAAAACAAGUCGUGUUCCUGUAAAUAUAUUUAAUCAUGAACAAGGCGGGUGUUGUUUUGAUGGAUUGACUGAUUGAUUAAAAGACAUCUGAUAAA